This is a messenger RNA of Archocentrus centrarchus (flier cichlid), 6793 nucleotides long. RefSeq names its product mitogen-activated protein kinase 4 (gene mapk4). The record is from RefSeq and is a predicted model, not a curated record. Gene Ontology annotation, molecular function: MAP kinase activity; ATP binding. Gene Ontology annotation, biological process: protein phosphorylation. Lineage: Eukaryota; Metazoa; Chordata; Actinopteri; Cichliformes; Cichlidae. The transcript has 9 exons. The coding region runs from base 1589 to 3790 and encodes 733 amino acids.
UGUACCUGAAUCGGGGUGAUCUCUUCCUCUCCUCCCCCUCUCUCAGAUCACUGCUCUGAAGCGCUGACAGAGAGCGGACAGUCGCCCACAGUAACCGGCUCUGUAGCAGCCUCUGGCUUAUCUCAUCUCGGCGGAUCGCCCCCAGUGCCGACCCGUACCGACCGUUCCCUUUUCUAUCAGUUGAAUCUCCCUGACACACAAGAGAGACAGAGCUGCGGUCGGGUUUCACUUUUUUUUUCUUCCAAGGAUCCGCAUCUCGCAUCUUUCCCCCGGAUCUUUGUUUCUGGACGGCAGGCUGCGGCUGUGUAAUGCCCCGUAGCAGGAGCAGCAGAUGUGCUGAACAGCACCCCUAACAGCGGUAUCUUCCUAUAAUGGCCUUGAGCUGAUGCUGCUGAAAUCCCUACAUUCAUGAAAAGGCAUCGGGAAGCAGAUUUCUGAGGGAUUACACCCAUGCACGUGUACGCAUAUGCAUACAGAGAGGAUACCACAGUUUCAGGAUUUGGCUGCCGCCCAAGUGUGGAGCUCACUCUGAAUGAACUUGUGUGACUGACAGAGGCACUCACUGGUAUCAUGGAAGAAGAGGAGGAGCCAACGGAGUCUUAUUGAAUUUAAAACACAUGACCCCACCUCCUUUUUUUUUUCCUGCCUCACCAUCAAAGGCUGCUUGAUGACUUGUAACAAACAGCAGAGCGUGCAGAAAGAGAGAAGAGUGCAGAGCCGACCAUCCGCCUGCUGCUGCUGUCCCAUGAUACAUCAAGUCUUGUAAGAGCAGAAUCAGCCACACAGAGGGUUGUUUCUAUGGAUACCCCAUGCCCUGAGUGGUAUUAAUAAGGCUCCCUGAUAUUCUGACUAUCUGUGCAUGACGAUACAGGCAGAGAUUAGAAGUGCAUCCCUGCAGCAGACUUCAGCACUAAAAUAAAACAUCUGUGAGGGAGAGACAGACAUCAUCACCAUCAAGAGGAAGAUGCUGAAGGAAAAAGAAGUUAUUUUUAAACAUGCACUGUAGAUGCUUUACCAGCAUGUCCCUGUAUGAUCACUGACUAAACCGAACAUUACAUUUAUAUAUAUAUUUUGAUAUUUAGUGAGUUUGAUGUUUUUCUCAACCGCACCUUUUCUUGAAGGCAUCAAAGUUCACUUUGUUUGUCCUUACUUUGGGAAAACAUGAGCAACAGAUGGUUCAGUAAAACUUGAAUUGCUCCACACUGGACUAAACAAAGGGGUCAAAUGAUGCACAAAAACUUAUUUGUAGGCCUCAUGGAGAUCAUUUCUUUUCUUGCACUAUUGAGUAUAGCUCCAAAAUUCAGCACAACCCUUUCUUAAUAAUCCCCUUUUCAAGUUUUGUGGGUCUCUUGAAUUGUCACUAUUUUCCAUAGAAAUAAUUCUGCAUUUUGCGCUUGUCGACAAGGAAACAAAUAUCUAAAUGCAGCAGCUAACUAAAUAAAAUUCAGGUCUGUACUCACCAGCAAGAUGUAAUGUCAUGUGCAUAAAACAGUAAAAAAAACAAAACAAAACAUUGGUAAUCAAGAGAUUAAAUCCAUUGUCUGGUACCUGGAAUCAUUCACCUCUAUUACCUCUAGAGUGAGCAGCAAUGGCCAGACAGGACACCCCUCACUUUCUCCAUGGCUUCGACCUUGGUGGUCACUUUGUUGACCCUCGACCUCUCGGCACAGGUGCCACAGGCCUGGUUCUGUCAGCUGUGGACCAGCGUACUGGACAGCGUGUAGCAAUUAAAAAGCUGGUGAUGCGUGACGCUGUGACAGUGAAACAUGCCCUGCGGGAGGUCAAGAUCACCCGGCGGCUGCACCAUGAAAAUGUGGUGCGGGUUCAUGAGGUUUUAGCUCCAUAUGGACGACCCUUGCCCCGAGACCCAACCCAGCUCAGUGCCCUCUACAUUGUCCAGGAGUGCAUGGAGACUGAUCUGGCUCGGCUGCUAGAACAAGGGCCGCUACCUACUGGUCAUGCUACUCUGCUGUUCUACCAGCUGCUGAGGGGACUGAAGUUUAUCCACUCAGCCAACGUCCUGCACCGAGACCUGAAGCCUGCCAACAUAUUUAUCAACACCGACCAACUGCUGCUCAAGAUCGGAGACUUUGGGCUGGCCAGAAUAGUCGACCCUCAUUAUUCUCAUAAGGGCUAUCUGUCGGAGGGGUUGGUAACUAAGUGGUAUUGCUCCCCACGUCUGCUGCUGUCACCCAACAAUUAUACCAAGGCCAUAGACAUGUGGGCCGCAGGCUGCAUACUGACUGAGAUGCUCACUGGACGCAUGCUGUUUGCAGGAGCUCAUGAGCUGGAGCAGAUGCAGCUGAUUCUCGACACAGUGCCGGUGCUGAGACAGGAGGACAGGCAGGAUCUGCUACAGGUGAUGCCUUCAUAUGUCAGUCAUGAAUGGAAAGUAAAGAAACCCUUUUCUGAAUUGCUGCCUGAAGUGGAUCAUCAGGCUGUGGACUUCCUUGAACGAAUCUUGACCUUUAACCCCAUGGAUCGCCUGACAGCUGAAGAAGCGCUAUCUCACCCCUUCCUUCAGCAGUACUCUUGUCCAGAAGAUGAGCCCACUUCAUCACAUCCCUUCCGCAUUGAGGAUGAGCUGGAGGACAACCUCAUCACUGAGCAGAGCCUCAGCAGCAGCAACAGUCAGGCCUCCAGCAUCCAAUGGGACAGGUAUGAGAACAGCUUAUCAGCAGUUAUGUGCUGGCAACAAUCAGGUGGAAGGUGUCUCUGUGUGCCCCCUUGUCACAUUACCUCUGACCUGGGAGACACUACAGAGGAGGAGGAGGUGCAGAGAGACCCCCGGGCCAGUUCCAGCUCACUUUUAGAGGAGGCUCAGGUUGACCCACGAAAAUAUUCCCAUAGCAGCUCAGCUGAGCGCUUCCUGGAAAACUCUCACUCCUCUCUGGAACGGGCCUGUGGUUUGGGAUAUGGGGAAGUUGACUGUGGCCGCUCCUGUGAUUACAAAGUGGGCUCACCUUCAUAUCUGGAUAAAAUUGCCUGGCGAGAGGGAAAACCUCAACACUACUCAGAGCCUAAGUUGAUCCUGGAUCUGUCUCACUGGAAGCGUAACACUAACAGCCUCCUUGUGCCUCCUGAGCCUAUUGGUGGCAGCAUGGAGGACCCGGCAGAGAUGAAGGAGGUGGAAGCAGAGAAGGAAGAAGAAGAGGAGGAGACAGGGGAUUUGUUCCAAGAAAUCUCUCGCUGGGUUGAGAGCACCCAGUCUCGUCUGCACUCACCCAGUCCCAGUCCUUCUUUGGAGCAGCAAUCACCCUCCUGCUACACUUCCUCGCCACCUCUCCCUCUCUCCCCUACUGACCUCCCAACUCCAGUCUUCCACUACACGGAGGUUGUGCGGCAACCAUCAGUUUAUGAUGAAGGCAGACUAAGCCCAUUUCGCCCUAUCAUGUCUUCUCCUAAUGCCCUUCCAUUACUUUUCCCUUCAUCUCCCACCUCUCUACAUCCUUCUCAGUCAUAUCAAACAGUGUCUUCCCCGACCACUCAAUUUAUCCAACCCACAGAAUCUCAGCCCCUUUCUUCCACCUCUUCCAUUUCUCAGCCAGUAAAUGCUGACUCCCUAGAGUAUCUUCCUGUCAAGCAAAAAGAGCGUCUAUUUGACCUAGAUGUGUUCAUAUCCCGAGCACUGAAACUGUGCAGGCAGAGGAAAGAGAAAGCAAGCGGGAAGAAAGCAAAAGAGGGGGGAUGGAUGGAGGAAAGCAAACAGCCAAACAUUAACCGAAAAGUACCCAGCUUCCCAGAGCACAGGACUCAACCACCACAGACGCCACAGACUCCCAACUCUUGAUGCUGAAUUUCAGCUGCAGGUCCACCACAGCAUCAUACUGGGUAGCACUUCCAAAUGUUCAUAGUGCUUUACAUAGUGAGUGGUCCCCGUGGUUUAAUAUGCUGCUUAAACAUUAGACCAUAGUGUUAGCAGCUUUUGUCUUUUUGGUACUAUUGCAAUUAUACACUAUAUGCUGUGAUAAAACAACCCCCAAACUUAAACAAGCAAUCUUCCAGCUUUGCCAUGAGAUGUUCUCAGGCCGGUAGAGGUUUAAUAUAAACAACCACAUUUAACGCUGCAAACAUCAAAGAUUUGUUUUACAUGCCCAUAUUUAAAAGUAAUCAGCUAAUAUUUCUUUUAAUUGUGGCUUGCUAUGAUUGAUCAGACAAGACUUUUUUUUGUGACACAAACAUUUGCAAAUGACAAAAGAAGGAACAGUCUGCUGCUGGCAUCAGUUGCCCAGGCUAUUAAUAACUAAGAGAUUAAGCCUGUUUUAGGCAAGCUUUCAAUUUGUUUUUCUUACAAGAUCCCAUCCCUAACUGUCUAUAACCCUUUCUGAACACAAUUCAAGUGGUCUUCCAGUGGUGAUGUUCACCAAAUAAUAAUAAUAGUGGCACAGUGCUUUUUCAGUGUGUCUUUGAAUGUAUUAAUAGGAAAAAUAACCCAUCAUAUUAUGCUACAUGAUGACCUAUAAUGAGUAUAACACUCCAACAGUGACUUAACUGCUACAAACGGCCUGUCAACUUGUACAAAAUUCAGACAGAUUUAAUUACAUAGUAAAUUUCUCAAGAGUUGUACUAGUAUUCUUGUGUUUGAAAUAUUGUUGUGUUCUUUGUUAAUUAGUAGGACCCAUGUUCAUGUUAUUUGGAGUGAGUUGUAUUCUGUUUGAAUGUGGAAUGCUCUGUGGUAGUAAGUUAUGACUAUCAGACAGCUUUGCUCAUGUUUGACCAUAAAUCGUUUCUUGUUUGCCUGAUGUACCAAACAAGGUCUAUUUUACACUGAACAUAUACAAUCCUCUCUGUACUGGACAGCCAGACAUCUAUUGCUCAAAUAUAAGCCGCAGAAAGCUUUAACGCAAUCAACAGUAUGCUAUAUUUUAGAGAAUGUAGAUCCUUUACAACCUUUGCAGGAAAUUAUUUGUACUCAAAAUUUUUUAGUGCUUUUCAGCAGUCAUAUUAAUAUAUGGAACACGAAAUCAAUUUAAAAAUGUAUAUAUAUGUAUAUAUAUAUAUAUUUUUAAAAUUCUUUACUGUCCAGCAUGCUAAGUAGUAGACCCUUAAUAUGUUCCUGACAGUAUUUCCACUCCUGAUGUUCAACCAAGGUAACCAGACCAGUUAAGGGGCAUGUGUACAUUAAGUAAUUAACAGAUGAAGGCUUCUGGCUUGUGCCUCAUAAUCUAUUAAUCAAGAGCUUCUCUUGAACUGUGGAACUAAAAAUGGCAUUAAAUAAUUCUUCAGAGCUAGUGCCAAAAAUAAACACAGUUAAUUUAACAUUCCCUGUAUUCUGUGGCCUCAAUCCCCCCCAUCUCCAGUGUCACUGUUUGAAAUGUGACAUUCUGCUGUGAACUGAUCAAAGAAUGCACGAGUCGAACUUUAAUGCUGAAAUACACUAUAUGGACACUAAAUGUACUGGGCCAUCUACAUGUUACGCCUACAGGAGCUGGUUUGGAAACCAAAGCCAUGAAGAUCCCAGCACACGGUUUUUGUGCUAAUGUUAAUGCCAGAGGAGGUCUGGCACUCUGCAGUUACUGAAUCGGCAGAGCGUUGUGGCUCCACGCACAGUGACCCUGCUUUUGUAACUGUUUAUCACUCUGCGCCUGAGUUGCUGUGGUUCCUAAGUACUUCCGCUUUGCAAUAAUAACACAGUUGAUCCUGUAAUAUUGAGAAUGAAAAAAACAUCACAAACCAACUUCUUGCAGCUGUGGCAUCCGAUUACUUCACAAAUGUUUGUAAAGGCAGACUGCACUGGCUGGGGGCUUGAUUUUAUAUACAUGUGGCAAUGGGACUGAAAGCACCUGAAUUCAAAGAUUAGAAGGUGUGGCCCAUUAUUUUUGUCCAUAUAGGGUAUAUAAAACACACUGCCAGCAACACAACAGAAUAAGAAUGCUUUAUCAUCUGUGCGUCCACCAUCUGGUAUCCAAUUCCGACUAGUUUAACCUGUAGUCAGUUAACCUUCAUGCUAUCCAAUAAGUUGAAUCUCUCCAUAAAAUUCAUACAAGCUACCCACAUAUCAAAGUUGUCUCAAAUGUUAACUGCUAAUGCAGAUAUAAGUUGCUCUAAAACUGCUGACUCUCAUACUGUCUGCACCUGCAUGCCGUAGCUUACAUACAGCAGUUGUAGGCACACUUGCACAACUUAGUAUGACUUCCAAAGAAUUGAGCCAUACAUGAGAUUUGCCAUCAGUACAACCUAUGAGACAACAAAGCCAAGUAUGUUUCUUUACAUCACAAUGAAGCACAGGUAGUGUCACUAGCACAUGUAGAAAUAGAAGAUUUCCUCAUUGACAAAUAGAACAUUUAACCCUUAUUUCUGCAAGUAAUUUAGGUGUGCUGCAGUCUGCCUAAUCAAAAGUAAUUUUGUUCUAAACUCAUACACACAGGAUCAUAUUUUGCAUUAGUCAGUUUCUUCUAAGCUGCAGGUAGCCAAAGCCAGCAAUAACAUCAUUGACAAGUACCUGUAACACAUAUUGUUACUGAGCCGAAGUUAAUUCUUUUAAGUGUGUAAAACAAUGUAGAAAUGUGCCUCAGUACGCCUCAAUACUUCCAGUUUGCUGAAUGUAAUGUGUCCCCUCCCUUCUGCAUGGCUAUUCAAAUAGCUUAUAGGUUGUUGUUUUCAUUAUGUGUCACUUUGUGAUAACAGUCAUAUUUCUGUGGGCUCUUAUUUCUUUUGUAACCAUGCUUCAAGGAGGCCUCGGCUUUUCAUCUAGGAAAAUCUGUGAGGUUUUUAAUGCUCUAUACUGACUGAUAGUAUCUCUUUUUGGAGUUUCUGUUCUUGCUGGAAAAUUAAUAAAACAAUACUAAAACAA